Molecule: messenger RNA, 3703 nt
Organism: Orbicella faveolata
Lineage: Eukaryota; Metazoa; Cnidaria; Anthozoa; Scleractinia; Merulinidae
Product: transient receptor potential cation channel subfamily A member 1-like
Biological process (GO): monoatomic ion transmembrane transport
Cellular component (GO): membrane; transmembrane transporter complex
Molecular function (GO): monoatomic ion channel activity; protein binding
Source: RefSeq, a predicted model, not a curated record
UGGGAAAUGAUGUUUCUUUGACUUGGGGCCGAGAAUUAUCAUUAGGUGCAUUUUUUCAUAUAUGCUAAUCUGAAGUCUAGCACUCAUAGCUGACAAAAGUAAACAGAAAAUACCUAAAAUACUGUGACUUAGCCCUAACUCUAACCCUUAUUAUCAUAUAUAGGAGGCACCAUCCUAUUGUCACUUGGUGCAGAGGGGUCAAAUUUUAAUCUGACUUGUGUGUUUCCAUGAAUUGUCAUGUAGUCUUGGUCACUUUAGUCCCGUGUCACCAUAGAGGUGUCCAUGUAAGACUGUUGAAACUUUUUCCUCGUCGGACAAAGAUUAUGUCACCUGCUGCUAUCACGGCGCACACUUGCGGCGAGCCAAAAGUAGACGACGCAUAAACAUAGAAGUCUACGUCACGAAAAUCCCGUAAUACUGGUUUUAAUUGUAGACCAGGGGUGCUUACCAUUUCGGAAAACAGCAAACCAACUGAAAGCUUACCAUUUGCAAUUCAAUUUCCCGUUAUUGUUUGCGGCUGCUGAGAGACUGGAAAAUGAAAAAUGUAGCAAAUGGUAAGGAAAUUUCCGCCGUUCCGUUCCGAACGGAGAAAGAGGACCACAGCUGGAGGUAGUUCACAAUUUCAAAACGGAUUUCUCGGAAAAUUAUUGUUCCAUUUGAACUUCAACCGAAAUUUCCGGAUUUCUUGGCUAAAUGGUAAGCACCCCAGUACUCACUAGAGAAAUGAAUCUAGUUGACCAUGAAGCUAGCUAUUUAUUUUGUGGUUGCUAUUCCAAUAGACCCCAACAAAAGUGCCACAAUGGAAAACAAAGUGCUGUCUCCAUUACAUUACGCGUGCUGGUUUAACGCACCAGAAGCAGUCAGUACUUUACUUGAUAACAAUGCAAACGUUGAGAGCUGCGCUGUGUUUGGGCAGAAGCCGCUUCAUUAUGCUGUUACUCGUGCUAGUGUAGAACUCGUGAAGACAUUGCUCACUAAAGGAAAGGCAAAUCCAAAUGGACAAGACAAUCAAAAAUUUUCUCCGCUUCACCUAGCAACGCAAAGAGGAAGACUGGAUAUCAUCAAAUUGCUUUUUGCACAUGGUGCCGACCUUCGUGCACAAAACGACGAACAUGAAACAGUUCUCCACGUAGCCGCAAGAGAAGGGUGGGACGAGGUUUUGAGGUAUCUUCUUCAAAGAGCAUCAAUGACCGGUAUAUCGUGCAAGGAUCUUGUCAAUAGUGAAAAUCAUGAGUCAAAGAGCUGUCUUCAUUUGGCUGUAGAUGGUGGACAUGUUGAGGCAGCUAAGAUUUGCAUUGAAUAUGGCGCCGACGUUCGUCCUGUGACAAAGAGAAACAUCCCGCUACACGUAGCAAGUUCCAUCGGAGACUUAACGAUGGUGAAAUUUCUUCUGUCGCAAAGUGUUAUUCACGUAGACGAGGAAGACUCCGAAGGAAUGACACCAAUACUCAGGGCUUGUCUUUCUGGUCAUGUGGAAAUCAUUGAACACCUUAUCACUAAGGGUGCAGCAAUAUGCUCGUUACCAGGCUCCUCCGCGCCAUCUCCUCUCAUGUGCGCAGCAAAAAGGGGGCAUAAUAGAGCCAUCCUGUUUCUUCUCCAACGCGGAUCGCCAAUUGACCUGAGAGACUCCCAUCAAAGAACGUGCCUUCACGUAGCAGCGCACAGCGCUGAUGUAGAAACUGUUGAUAUAAUUCUCGAGAACGGAGGCAGGGAUUUGAUUGACAGCUUGGACAAAGACAACAGGACACCCAUUCAUUACGCCGCUUCUAAAGGAAGUUAUGAGAUUGUUCAAAAGUUACUUGAUGCAGGAGCAAAUAUAAACGUUAAAGAUGCGGAAGAGAAUGUUCCAAUACACAUGGCUACAGAGAGUGGUAACUUGGCUUGUGUAAGAGCGCUGUUACGAGCAAACCCAAAGUCCCUCCACAACGUGGAAUACAGAUUGAGAACUUCUUUGCAUUUCGCUGCGUAUGAAGGUCAUUUGCACCUGGUAAAGUUCUUAUUGGAUAAUGGAGCCAACCCGGAUCAAAGGGACGAGAAUCAUCUGACUCCUCUUCUAUUGGCAGCUAGACUUGAUCGCUGCCAGACAAUUACGAUGUUGCUGGAUUGUGGAGCAAAGAUUGGCGCAGUUUCCAAAAAUAAGACAUCCGCUAUAGAUAUAGCUGCGUACUUUGGUAACUCUAGCACAGUUCGUUUGCUGUUGGAUCGUGGUGCAGAUGUGAAAAAUAAGUCUGUGUUUGGAAAAGGAUGUUUGGACUCCGCCAUUAAGGGAUCCCGGGAACAAACCUGUAUGGAAAUAAUCAAACACAAACGCUGGAAAGAAUCUGUUGAAGUCAAGGACGAUGAGGGAUUUUGCAUGAUGAAGCAACUUAUUGAAAAGUUUCCUGAUGUGGCCAAGGUAGUAAUGGACAAAUGUGUCGAGACUUCUGAUCACCUGAAGACAGAUGCAGAUUUCUCAACAUCUUUCAACUUUGUGUUUCUCGAUCCCAUACCGGGAGAGCAAAUUAAUGACGAGGGGAUACGCUACUUUGGCCCCAAGCUAAUGUUAAAACACGGUCACAGAGAACUAAUUCUUCAUCCCCUGACCCAGGAACUCAUGAGAGUGAAAAGGAGUUCCUUAAAUUUAAAAUACUUCUACCUGGCGUUCUUCAUAUACUCGUUAUUUACUGUAAACUUGACUUUCCUUGUGCUGUGCCUUAAUUCAUGGUCCAUAGACUCACAGCGGAACUCGACCUCUGAGUUUACUCGGGAUUUCUGUCCCGCAUAUGGUCUCCAUGCCACCAGAGGAACGACAGCAAUUAUCUCAGGGAUCUCUUUGCUGAGUCACAUUUAUAGAAUAUACUGUGAGAAAUGGAGUUAUUGGAUGGAUGUAUCAAAUUUGCUGGAGUUAUGUGCCCUUAUUUGUGCCAUUAUCACGAUUGUUAGCAGGGAAAUUUAUCACAAUGAACGUUUUGAAUUUUCUUUUGGAAUAAUGGCGGUUCUGCUAGCUUAUCUCACACUCAUGUCUUAUUUGCAAAGUGUGUUUAAGGCUGGUAUCUAUGUAACAAUGAUGUUUGAAGUGCUAAGAACUCUUCUAGUGGUUUUCGCAGUCUUUUCUCUUCUUUUGUUUGCGUUUGCUUUGGUCUUCCAUGCGCUGCUGUCAAGACAAGCAAACGCGUCAAGGGCCGGUAUCAAGCUUGAACAGGACGGUGAGGACCCCUUUGGCACGCUAGAUCUGUCGAUAUUGAAAGUGUUGGAUAUGAUGAUCGGCGAGCUGGAAUACAGCACAUUUUUUGUUGACAAGACGCUAUAUCUCCCUGAUCUGACGAGAUUUAUUUUUGCCGUAUUUUGUGCUUUGAUACCGAUAGUCUUCAUGAAUUUAUUGAUUGGCUUGGCUGUGGGUGAUAUUGAAUCGAUUCAGAAAAAUGCAGAAUUGAAGCUGUUAGCGAUAGAGAUCGAGGAUGUGUACUCCUUUGAACGACGCCUACCAAACUGUUUACUUCGCCGUAUACACAAGUCACGCGUCACAAAGUAUCCCAAUAGACGGGGCUGGCGGCAGAAAGGAGUUAUGAAUAUUCGCAGAUUAAUAGCAGGAAUGAAGGAUAACUUGGCCUUUGAGCAGACAGAUUGUGAAAGUUUUGAGCAAGCGGCUGCAUCUGUCUGCCACAGAAUGGAUGCCUUGGAGCAAAAGUGAGAUUCCUGCUAUGAUUUAGUGCAUGUUUUUACC